GGUAGUAAGGUUAUUGUAAAGUACAAUGACCAUCACAGUAAGGUUCUGAGCUGAACUCCUGGCAUUACAUGCAGACGGACCUCGCACAGACUUUUUAACAGGUUUAAAAUGAGCCUCACAGACAUUCUAAGCCCUUCUGAUAUUGCUGCUGCUCUGCGGGACUGCCAAGCUCCAGAUUCCUUUAGUCCCAAAAAAUUCUUUCAGAUCAGUGGGAUGUCCAAAAAGAGUAGUAGCCAGCUCAAGGAGAUCUUCCGGAUUCUCGACAAUGAUCAAAGUGGCUUUAUUGAGGAAGAUGAGCUCAAGUAUUUCCUUCAGAGGUUUGAGUGUGGAGCCAGAGUGCUAACUGCCUCCGAAACCAAGACCUUCCUGGCAGCUGCAGACCACGACGGGGAUGGCAAAAUUGGGGCUGAAGAAUUCCAGGAAAUGGUGCAGUCUUAAAGGUUCAGAAUGCCCGAAGAAGUCAGAAUUGGGAUGAACCUCCAAGAGAAGCUGCAAACCCUGAGAACCAGCAGUCCCUUCUGCGUUCAUCUUGGUAGUGGCUGUUAUUUCCUCACUGCAUUAGAAGCUCCAUGAAACACUGGGUUUUUAAAUUGUGUGGACCAUUUACUCUGUUCUAAACUCUGCUUUCCCAGAAAUUUCCCUUAAAAAUACCCAAUAAAAAUUAAUCAC
Messenger RNA from Gallus gallus (chicken), 669 nucleotides. It is a transcript of the gene OCM1, whose product is annotated as oncomodulin 1. Gene Ontology annotation, cellular component: cytoplasm; nucleus. The record is from RefSeq and is marked provisional. Gene Ontology annotation, molecular function: calcium ion binding. NCBI's taxonomy places the organism in Eukaryota, Metazoa, Chordata, Aves, Galliformes, Phasianidae.